Messenger RNA from Panicum hallii, 2709 nucleotides. RefSeq names its product mRNA-capping enzyme-like. The transcript is spliced from 18 exons. NCBI's taxonomy places the organism in Eukaryota, Viridiplantae, Streptophyta, Magnoliopsida, Poales, Poaceae. Bases 285 to 2312 code for a protein of 675 amino acids. Gene Ontology annotation, molecular function: ATP binding; mRNA guanylyltransferase activity; protein tyrosine/serine/threonine phosphatase activity. Gene Ontology annotation, biological process: protein dephosphorylation; 7-methylguanosine mRNA capping. The record is from RefSeq and is a predicted model, not a curated record.
CCCCUCCAGCCCGAUUCGGCUCGGACGCCUCCCAGCUUCUGCCCCGUCCGUCGCAUGGCGGCUCCCCCAAACCCUAACCCAUAGAUCCCUCCCCGCGACCCAACUCCCAGGCUCUGCUCCGGUCGCCCGCCGCCUCGCGGCCGUGCCCCGCCGGCGCGGCGCCACCGGCCCGCUCCGCCCGCCCCACCGCCGGGAGAAAGGCCCGCCUGGGCGACCUCCGCCCGCCGCGCGAGGUGCAAGUCUAAGAGAACUGAUCACGGAAUAUAUGAAGUAGCGGCCGUUGGAUGACCUUCUCUAUGGAUUUGAACGCAUCGCCAUUGCCUGAAGAUGACGAGCAGCAGCCAUAUGAAGAGGCGGUUGAGGUUGAGUAUGCUCAGGAGGAGCGCGUCGAGUCUGCUGUCGCGACAAUGCGCAGGGAGCGUGAAGAGAGACGCAGGAGACUAAAGAGAGAGAAGCAGGAUGAUGGAUCGAGGCUACAUUCCCAGCAGAUUAGGAAUGAUUAUGUUCCUCAACCAAAAAGACCUAGUCGCAUAAAAGAGGCACCUCAGGGCUGGUUGGACUGUCCUGCAUUUGGAGAGCCAAUAGAUAAAAUCAUACCAUCCAAGGUUCCUCUUGAUGAAACGUUCAAUGAGUCGGUGCCUCCUGGGAAACGAUACUCCUCGAAGCAACUAGUUAACAAACAAAGAAAAGCUGGUCGCGAUAUAGGCCUUGUGAUUGAUUUGACAAAUACCACUCGGUAUUAUUCACCAGCAGAAUGGACAAAGCAAGGUACCAAGCAUGUCAAGAUUCCAUGCAAGGGAAGAGAUGCUGUACCUGAUAAUGAAUCUGUUAACGUGUUUGUCUAUGAGGCGAUGAUGUUCCUUGAUCGACAGAAGCAAUCAAAGAAUCCUAAAUAUAUCCUGGUUCACUGUACCCAUGGUCAUAAUCGUACAGGUUUCAUGAUUAUUCAUUACCUUAUGCGCACACAUGUCUCUUGUGUUGCUGAGGCAAUAAGUAUAUUUGCUCAAAGGCGACCACCUGGCAUAUACAAGAGGGACUACAUUGAAGCACUAUAUAAGUUUUACCAUGAGGUCCCUGAGAAUAUGAUGAUAGCAUGCCCUCCAACACCAGAAUGGAAGAGACCUGAUGAUCUUGAUUUAAAUGGCGAAGCUAAGCAGGACGACGAUGAUGAUAAUGGUGAUCUUGAACCACCAAAUAAUGAAUCUGAGGUUAAAGUCAUCACUAAUGAUGAUGUGUUAGGGGAUGCUGUGCCAUAUGACCAACAAGAAGCUUUGCGUGUCCUAUGUUAUCGGUUGCUUGAAAUGCCCCUUGUAAGAGGGCACACACAAUUUCCAGGAUCACAUCCAGUCUCUCUUAACAGUGAGAAUCUACAACUACUUAGACAGCGAUACUACUAUGCUACAUGGAAAGCUGACGGAACACGCUAUAUGAUGCUUAUAAUGAGAGAUGGCUGUUUCUUGAUUGAUCGGAAUUUCUGCUUUAGAAGAGUCCAGAUGCGCUUUCCCCAUAAGAGCCUCGAAGGUCUGCAUGAUAUGACCUUGGUUGAUGGAGAAAUGAUUAUAGACACGGUACCAGAGUCAGGAUUGAAGAGAAGGUACUUGGCAUAUGAUCUGAUGGCACUUGACGCUGUGUCCAAAACCAAGUUGCCGUUUUCUGAAAGGUGGAGAAUGCUGGAAGAUGAAAUAAUACGGCCACGUUAUCAUGAGAAAAAGCAGUUUGAGAGUGGUGCUAAGAGCAAUCCUUUGUACAAAUACGACAUGGAACUGUUUUCGGUUAGGAGGAAGGAUUUUUGGCUGCUCUCCACAGUUAUGAAGUUGCUUAAGGAGUUUAUUCCAAAACUUUGCCAUGAUGCUGAUGGCCUAAUAUUUCAGGGCUGGGAUGAUCCAUAUGUAACUCGUACUCAUGAAGGUCUUCUAAAGUGGAAAUACCCUUCGAUGAAUUCAGUUGAUUUUUUGUUUGAGCUUACAAACGAUAAUCGUCAGCUAGUUUUCCUUUAUGAGAGAGGAAAAAAGAAACUUAUGGAUGGUGCUCGGAUAGCGUUUCCAGACGAAAUAGAUCCACCCUCUGUUGCUGGGAGGAUUGUUGAGUGUUCUUGGAAUAAGGAAGAGCAGUGUUGGGCCUGCAUGCGUAUUCGAUCGGAUAAAUCGACUCCAAACGAUAUCAACACAUACCGAAAGGUGAUGAGGAGCAUCACAGAUAACAUCACUGAGGAGAAGCUUCUUGAAGAGAUUGAUGAGAUCAGGCGCCUCCCGAUGUAUGCUGAUAGGAUAGCGCAGGCUCAUGCGAAGAUGGCACAACAUCGGAGGAGAUGAAGAACGCCAGAUUAGAGUGCUAGUCUCUUUGCGAUAGUGCUGGAGUGCUCUCCUACCGUCUCUGGCCAGCGGCUGGUUCCGGUAGCUGUGUAAUUAGUAGAGGUUUCAGUAGGGCCCCUAUGAUGAUGGCUGGCUGGGUCUGGCCAGCCAACUAAUUCUUUGCACCUCCGCAUUUGUGCCUCCCAACCCACCUGUAUAGGCGUCGCCGCAGAGUAGUUGCAUCAUUGCAUGUAAAUCGUGUAUUCUAUGUUCUCCUAUAUUCUCUCCUAUGGUUUUUAUUUUUCAUGGGUGUAGAAUAGCGUUUAACAAGAGGGAGUGUUCUAGGUAUAUUGGUGUAUGCUUUGCCUCCUCUCUCGGUGUUGCCUUGCUAGAAUAAAUGUAGGGUGUACUGGGUUGA